This is a messenger RNA of Oldenlandia corymbosa var. corymbosa, 414 nucleotides long. The record is from the annotation of a GenBank genome assembly. NCBI's taxonomy places the organism in Eukaryota, Viridiplantae, Streptophyta, Magnoliopsida, Gentianales, Rubiaceae.
AUGGACAAUCCGGAGCCGGUGCCGAUGUUGAGAGAAAGGAGGCCGGGGAUAAGCUGGAGAGACCAAACUUUAGCUUCGCUGUCAGCACCGCCGUUGCCGUUAAUGGUCAUAUUUGGGGUGGUUGUUCUGUUACUUUAUCUGGCAACUUCCUCUGAUUACAAAUCCCAGGUGGAAAAAAGCUUGGCCGGAUUCAAGGUGCUGCUUUUCCUGUUGCCCUUGGUGUUGAUUCUGGUGGUGCAUGUGAUGAUGGUGAGCGAGAGGUGGCUUAAUAAUCUCAGAUACUCGAGGUUGUUCGGAGCACCGGAGGGCGGCGGCGGCGGUUCGCCGGUGUUGCUGCUGUUGGUGGUGGUGGGUCUUUUGGUCUUGGUUUAUUAUCACUCUUUGAUCAAGUCCAGCUGGUUUCAUCCUGUUUAA